CGUAUAUAAAAACGCGAAUUUUAUUUGCUAAUUAUCAAUUGCAAUCUUGCGUUUGUUCGGUGAACAUAUAUCGAGGUAAAAAAGUGAUUAUUAAAAUGAAAGCCUUCGUAGCUGCCGUUGUUCUUAUCAGUGUCGCCAUCUGCGUGCACGCCGAUCUAUCAGAUGAGCAGAAACAGAAAGUCCAAGCUUACGGCAAAGAAUGCAUUACUGAAUCUGGAGUGGACAAAGAAUUGGUGACCAAGGCUCGUCAGGGUACUUUCAGCGAUGACGCCAAAUUGAAAGCUUUUGCCUACUGCGUUUCCAAGAAAAUCGGCUUCCAAGAUGGCGCUGGAGCACCUCAACCCGAAGUAAUCAAACAAAAAUUGUCCGGUGCCAUCAACAACCCCGAAGCCGCUGACAAACUGAUCGCUAAGUGCGUACAAUCCAAGGCCACUCCUGAAGAUACCGCUUUGGAAACAUUCAAAUGUUAUUACGAAAACACCCCAACUCACAUCUCCGUUUUCUAAGUCUUUACCUGUUGAACAAGUAUUAUAAAACUGACAAAAAUUGAAAUAAAAAUUAGGUUCUAAGUUAAA
This is a messenger RNA of Sitophilus oryzae (rice weevil), 575 nucleotides long. RefSeq names its product B2 protein-like. Gene Ontology annotation, biological process: sensory perception of smell. Lineage: Eukaryota; Metazoa; Arthropoda; Insecta; Coleoptera; Curculionidae. Gene Ontology annotation, molecular function: odorant binding. The record is from RefSeq and is a predicted model, not a curated record. Bases 96 to 506 code for a protein of 136 amino acids. The transcript is spliced from 2 exons.